Kockovaella imperatae is the source of this 2104-nucleotide messenger RNA. RefSeq lists its product as hypothetical. Gene Ontology annotation, biological process: RNA processing. Gene Ontology annotation, molecular function: mRNA binding. The transcript is spliced from 7 exons. Bases 237 to 1994 code for a protein of 585 amino acids. The record is from RefSeq and is a predicted model, not a curated record. Gene Ontology annotation, cellular component: nucleus. NCBI's taxonomy places the organism in Eukaryota, Fungi, Basidiomycota, Tremellomycetes, Tremellales, Cuniculitremaceae.
UACUCCCCUAUUUUCCACGUGGCUCAGAAGUUCAAAAGUUUAUGUGCAUUGGAGAAAAAAAGUUGAAGCGAAAGGAGUCGGUGAAUCAGUUGAACAACUUGUACAGUCUUCUGUCAGGUCUGAAGCAGCGACAGAGACAGCUUGAUUGCUUCAGAGAAGACGACAAGUAAUACCAGUACCUUGCACGUUCUCAUCGCUUAAUCGGCCAGCUUCAUUCCCCCGCCUCCUCCCGCAGCAUGUCCGACGAGGCCAUCAAGGUGGAUGCACCUGUCGAGGCUGUUCCCGAAUCAACAGUCCCAGCAGAGCACUCCGAGGAAACUUCCUCCUCGACCCUUGAAACCAAGACAGAGGCUCAAGAAUCGAACUCCACUGCCGCCAAGUCUAGCGAGAAGGCCAAACCUUACGCUGACGAUAUCUCCGACUCUAAACCAGAUGCAGAAUACGAUCUGACAGUACCUGAGAUUGAAGGCAAGACCAGCGAGGAGGUCGAGGACCUCAUGGCCAAAGUUGCGAAGCAGAUCAACUUUUACUUCUCCGAUGCCAACCUUCCUCAGGACAAAUUCUUCUUCACCCUCACUGUGUGCAACCCCCAAGGAUGGGUUCCUAUCGAGACCAUCAUGACCUUCCAGCGAAUGCGAGAAUUCGAACCUUUAGGCGUUCAAUUUGCCGCUAGAGCCGUGAGACGAGUCAUCAAGAGCGAAGGCAGCGAUCCGUUGUUGUCAGUCAGCGAGCAUGGUCUCAACGUCCGCAGAAUUAGGAAGCUCGAGCAGGGGUCCGGAUCUAGCGCCUACGAUCGUUCGGUCUAUGUCAAAGGAUUUGGAGAGGGCGAUACCGAGGAGAACACUCAAGAAGCGUUGGAAAAGUACUUUGAGCAAUUCGGCGAAAUUCUGGCAGUUAGGAAACGAAAAGAAGAUGCACCAGGUGCUGGGACACAUUCGACCUCAGUCGCCAAGAAGGGCAAGUUCAAGGGGUCAGUCUUCGCCGAAUUCCGGCAUGCUUCAGAUAUGGAAAAGUUCUUGGCACUCGAGGAGCUGCCCAAGUUCACUCCUGAUGGACCAAGCAUGACAUUCAUGUCCAAAGACGCCUACGUCCAGAUGAAGGCUAAGGAGAAGGGGAUUGACAUGAAGAGCUCCAAACGUGGCCCAGACAGACAUCAGCGAUCUGUUCCAGGCAAGUUCAACGCCUUCAAAGAAAUGGCCAAGAUCGAGGCCGGAGAGCUCCCAGAUCUUGCCAAGAUCGCGCCGUCCACAGCCGUUAUUGGCAAGCCUCCUGCCGUUAGAUCUACACAGAGAGAUGGACGAGACAGCAACAAGCGAUCAAGAGAUCGAGAUGACGAUGGAGAGGACAAGAGGGCUAAGUGGGCAAAGCUUGAAGAUCUCACCCUCGAGUACAACGGCGUUGAGCUCAAGUGCGAUCCUACUACUGGAGAGGUUCGGGAACCUGAGAAGGUUGCUUUCACACCCAACGCCGUGGUCAAAUUCGUCAACUGUGGCAAAGAUGGUGACUGGAAGGACUUGAAACAACGGGUCAUCGACAAUGGCAUUGAGAAGCCUUUCAUCGCUUAUCCUCCUGGAUCCGAGUUUGGACGACUUGCCAAAAGUGACGGUACCGAGAUCUCAGAGGAUGAGAUUCGGAAAUUGAACGAGGCCAAUAUCCCCUUCGGAGGCUCCCAACUGCUGUGGGAACGCAUGCCUGAGGAUGCUCAGCGAGAUUUCUGGGUUAUCCGAGCAAACUUCCAGGGCAAGAUGCUUGCGGACAAGCAGAACGGCGAGCGAAAAGGAAACGGGCAUUGGGAGGAUCGACGGAACGGUGGAGGCAGAGGACAUGGAGGACGAGGUGGUGGACGGGGAGGACGAGGGGGCAGAGGAGGUGGCAGAGGUGGCAGAGGAGGACGUGAUGGUCGUGGGGGCCGAGGAGGACGUGAUAGGGAUAGAAUGGACGAGGACGAUUCGGGUAUGCCCCCGAAGGUAGCUAAAGCGACCAACGAUGACUAAAGUUGUCAGGAGGGCUUUUUGUCAUCAAAUCGUAGAGGAGACUGGCGUGUCCUUUGUAGGGCAGAUCGAAAGAUUUGAUAUGAGUUAGAUGUAACGAUAUGACUUGCGUG